AUGGUGACACAUACUGUUUACCACCAGAAUAUCAACGAAAAUGUACGUGUCGAGCUUGUUUACGAGAAUUUUCCUGUAAUUGCGGGCACCGACGAGCUGUCGUUCAUUUUGCGCUUCCGAUACAUUGGACCUUUAAACAGCAAUAAUUCCCCGGCUAAAAACUCCAAGAAACAAGAACCCGACCCUCCGACCCAGAAUGAUGGCUGGUUUGGUGGCCGGCUAUCGUCUCAGUUUUCCAAUGCUACAAGACAGCUUUUCCUGCAACAGCUAGAUUCCAUGCCCGAAAAUGAAGAAGAGGAAGAUUUGUUCAAGGAUAUUUCCAUCUAUCUUGGUUACGUCCAAUUGUUUGGGUAUUACUCCAUCAACGACCGCAUAAUCGAUGCUUCGAUCUUUGAAAACUUGCAGAAGUCGUCCACUUUCGAGGGGAAGCUGGCCGGAAUCAAUGGCCUGGAAAUCACGUUUGGUCAGCACAAAAAGGGCCUUUUAAACGGACUCACUACAUUAUUCCAGUCCGACAUCACCACAGACGAAAACACGCAUCUGAUUCCGCACUACUCCACCACACAGUCGAUUCUGUUCAGCGACCUGACUUUCAAGCCGUCUCAAUUAAACAAUAAUUCCACCUCCAACAAGCUCACGCGAAGCUUCUACGUCAACAUGAAACUGCCAAUGGACCUUCCGCCGUCGUUCCGGUCGGAGGCCGUCCAACUCAACUACAAUGUUAUCCUGGGAUAUCAAUUGGUCGAGAAGGACGGCUCGUUCUCAAACAAGACCAUGUUUUUCCCGUUAAAAAUUCAGCCAUACAUAGACAAAUUCGGAAGACAGCCGUACUUCCAUUUGGAAAGACCGCGGUUAAACCAGAGACCGAGCGCUCUGAAGAACGUGGAUCUAAACACGUCGGGAUCGACCGAAAUGGUGACGCGGUCCGUGAGAAGAUACUCGGAGCCUGACGUGAAGGCCAAACUGACGAAAAAACCAUCGGUCUCCAUAUUACCUGGAACGUUGGUUAGAAAGACUUCCGCUUUGAAUCUGGAGCCGCUAAGAUUGGGCCUCGCGACGAUAGACCUACAGGGCAAGCCUGGCGAGCUGCCGACGAGUUUCGACCUGGACAAGGAGCUGGAAGUGAAACAGUUUCUGGGUCUUUUGAAAGAUCUCAACGACAAUGACGUGAUGGAGAUUGUCAAGAUCCAGGAGAAUUUCGAAAAGAAGUACCACAACCCUGCCGAUCUGGAGCAGAGUCCGCGACAGAACCUGGUGAACAUUCUUGCCGACCAGCACAGUGUACAGAAGCACGAGUUUACAACCGACGACGACGUUGCUGACAUGGAGGGCCAGGUCCCUGUUCAACCGCAAACGAAGUACAUCGUGAAACAGGACCAUCUGCAGCUUGCAAACCUGACGUUAAGCAAAGAUCUCGUCAAGGUCGGAGACCACAUCACUGUGAGCAUUUCAUUCUUGGACCGCGAACUGGAGACAAAAGGAGUAGAGGUCCGACUAAUCAAAAAGCAGGUCCUCUACCGCGACGAGUACCUGAAACGAUACGAGUACAACGAGGUCUAUAAAGGGCUCAAGAGCGACAACUCCAUGGAGACCACUGUUUUCCACAAACUGGCCAGCACUUUCAACACAGAAAGACUGGACCUCAACUUACUGGUACCUGCGACUGUGGAGCCGCAGUUCCGAACAAACUUCUUUCAAGUGAAGUACCUGAUCCAGAUCAAGUUUGUGCUGUUGGACACGUUUAACAAGAUCCCCAAGCCUGACCAGCACGAGAACGGCGUUUCUCACGAUCGCAAGAACUUCGACCUUGUAUCGAUCUUCACCGACUAUAAAGGAUCCGUUCUGUAUCGCGGCGUCGACAGUAUUAGCAACGGGUUCGAGUUCACCGUUAGACUACCCAUCGUGGUGCUUCCGAGCUACGAAAACGAUAUCGCUCAGUAG
Molecule: messenger RNA, 1941 nt
Organism: Ogataea philodendri
Lineage: Eukaryota; Fungi; Ascomycota; Pichiomycetes; Pichiales; Pichiaceae
Exons: 1
Coding region: 1-1941 (646 amino acids)
Biological process (GO): retrograde transport, endosome to Golgi
Cellular component (GO): Ric1-Rgp1 guanyl-nucleotide exchange factor complex; Golgi membrane
Source: RefSeq, a predicted model, not a curated record